GUCGACAAAAUAUGAUGCCCUCCUGGCCUAGGAAUCGAGAAUAUUAAAUAAUUUCGUUAUAUACAAAAACUGGUCAUUGUGGAAGCCAUGCAGAACAGGCUAAUUCCUCUGGUACGCGAGGUGGAGCGCGUGGUGACGGCUUCUUAUGUGCCCUCUCUUCAGGACCUCUACAGCAUUGUCUGUAACGUUUCUUUCUCAGUAAUCAGCUCUUGGUCGUCUUGCAAACCGUGCCAAGUUGCGGCUUUAGUCGACGUCCUUGUUGACGGGCUAUCUUACUCGAACGUUGCAUUAGAACUAAUAAGCGUCUUUGCACCGAUAGCAGCAUUCCGCGAUGCCUUGUUGGAGCGGUAUCCAGCGAUCCUGGACCAACUCCUCCAAAAGGCCGUCGAACCUGAGGACUCGAAGUACCUCUCGACGUGUACGGCACUGCUGUCUUCACCUCUUCCCUCGGGUUUCACCGCACCAGCGCGUCUUGCCGGUCUUAUCACAAAACUAGUUCAUCGCAUGGCAGAGUGCCCAAAUGCGGAUGCCAUUCGACCAAUCAAUAAACUGUUGACUGGACUAAAAACAUCGCCUGGAAUUCUCUAUGAUAUCCCCGUUGAAACAAUGUCCACACUCCAAGGAGAGCUCAUCAAGACGCUGCGCAACAUGGAUGACCACAUGGGUAACCUGCUCUGUCUAUCCACUUUCGCAUGUAUCGCUUCAUCGCAAAAGCUUGACAACGAACACGAACACGGACCUCAACCGCCAUCUUGGCUGAACCAUGUCAGACAUUUCUUUGGGCCCAAGCGCGGCCUCAAAACUCUAGAUCUAGUUGUUUUGCGAGUGAUUCUUGCUUGCUCUGCUAACUGCAACAACUUGACUCCCAGCGAGGCAGCGGAGAGUGUACGAUUGGCUAUUGCAGUCUGCGACACUGUUGAGUCUGAGCAGAAGCAGGUGUGGAUCUCCGGAAAUGCGUCCAAGAUUGCGAAACUUUGCGAAAAGGUGACAAGGGACGGGAUCGAUUAUGAGGUGCAGAUUAUGGGCGUGAUGUUUCUCAUAUCCCUUUUGCCGACAAAUACUCUGCCUCCUCAAAUACUCGCACUUGGUUUGCAAGGGCUGUUGUCAAAGGAUAGCCUCCAGGUUAUGGAAGCUAUACCAUUUGGGCUUAUCCCACGCUUGGUGAAAACUAAUGCUAUUUCUUCUGGGAAAUCCGCGAUCCAUGAUUCAUUUAACUACGUGCUUUCUGCCUUGAAGUCACCUUCUCCGGAAAUGGUCACUAUACAAAUCGCAACCUUGAUCCUUUCCGGAUUGCAAAGUUCAGAACUUCACUUGUCUCCUGCUGUGAUAGAAGCCUCUCUUGCUUUGGUAAGGGACUCUAUGGGGGAAUUGAUCGAGAGCUUCCCACGAUCUCCUCGCCAGUCGCAAUGUAAUGAAUCAAAGACAUGCUAUGCUGUACUAUCGACAGCUGAAAACAGAUUGCUUAUCGACCUGUUCGAUCUUUACUGCCGCGCUUCUAUGUCACAGAAUGUGGAUUAUGGCGGCGCGAGCCGGGUAGAAGCCGGCAUCAUCUCUAAAUUCACGGCUCAGGUCAAGAAUACCACGUGUGAAAGCAAGUGCCUUCUCGCUACCGUGAAGCCUUCUGAUGCCCGUGACAAAUUCUCUUAUCUCGAACCCCGCCAAGUGUCGUCUAAUCCAAGACGUGACUGGAAAGCAGAGGUAUCAGAUACGCUCAUGUCUAGCACUCGUGCGUCGCACGAUGGCUUAAUGAAGAAGGUCGAAGAGGUCUGUCGCGAUCUUGAGCAUCGGUGCUAUAAUUCGGAAACACCGCUCAGGGUAAUCGAGGAAGAACGGGAUAAGGCAUCUUCCGAAGCAGAGCAGUUGCUGCAAAAAAACUCUGAGCUGGAAACUCGACUCCAGCAGGCCUUCAGUACGAUAAGUGAUCUGCAACAGAAUAUGUCCUAUCUCGAGGGCCAUGCAGAAGCUGCAUCUACGAGGGUCGAGGAGCUAUCUACCAGUCUUGCAGCUGCACAAAGGGAACUGGAACACCAGCGACGCGACUAUGAGGAAUCAAGCCAGGGUGAAAAGGAAAAGGCACGCACUAAAGAACUCGACUUUAUGGCCACCUUGACGGAAAAAGAAGACCUGCUCGAAGAAUUGCAAGUAGAGAACUAUGAACAACGGGCGGAAAAUGAGGAGUUACGGAAAACUCUUGAUUUGGUCUCUAAGGACAAUGGCACCACUUUGGAAACUGUCGCCUCACUGAGAAAAGAGACUUCCAGACUUGAAGGUCUUUCGGUAUCAAACCAGCGACUUGUGGCGCAAAGGCAUGAGGAAAUCUCCCGUCUGGUGGCCAGUAAGGAGCACAUGAGCUCGGAGAUGGAGAGUCUACAACAGAAGUUGGAGAGCGAAAUAUCUGAAUCCAACAGGCUGAGGAACACACUUCGCGACGCUGAAGAGCAUUUCAGGAGUGAGACGGACGCGCUUGGAAAGCAACAUGAAAUGCAGCUUUCUGAAGCCAGUGCAGAGAAUGCUAAACAAAGAGAGGACAACAAGGCUUUGCAUGAGUCUAUGCAGGCCGCCGCAUCCAAUGCCGCAGCUGAGCUACAAACAAAGGACAAGCAGAUCCGUCACCUGGAGAGAAAGAUACAAUCAUUGCGGGAUGAACGUGCCUCCAAGGCCCGCGAAUUCUCCGUAGCGCAGGAGCAUAUUGGUCGCCUCAUGACAGUGAUGGGUUUCAAACCCGACUCUACAGAGACCAAAGCGUCUAGCAAACAACAGCGAUCUCGGUCCACUUUGGAGCCCACGCAGAUUACCCCGAUGCAGCGAGCAAUCAACCCAGACGACGAUGGAACUCCAACCCAGACCGACCACUUAUUCAGCGAUUCCUUUGCUUCCGAAACCCCCAACCCCAACGGUCGUAGCCCCAAGCGACCACGGGCAAAUUCAAUCCCGUUGGAUUUGACCCCUGCGCCGCGUAACCGUAACCACGACCCAACGCCAAACGCCCUGCCUUCCCGAAGUCGCACCAGUCUACCGCAACGUAAACGCAGACCUCUGCGCGACGUUGACGAAAAUUCUCAAGCAGCGUCGCAGCGGACUCCUAGGCCGUCGCAGGGCCAGAGUCAAUUUCCAGAGAGCCAGGUUGAUAUCAAUAGGAACAAACUUCAAGAGCUGGACCUGGAUAUGGAAGUGGAAUUCACCAAGGAUUUCCUCUUCACGAGCACUUCUCCAUCAGACGCAAUUGACCCGGGGUCGCCAUGAUAUAUGCCACGUCUCAUUUCAUGUGUAUAAUUUAUUUUGCAUGACAAGCACAUAUUUAGUGUAAGAUGAACUGUUGAUGUCUGUUAUGUUUUCUUUAUUUCU
Messenger RNA from Aspergillus glaucus CBS 516.65, 3345 nucleotides. RefSeq lists its product as uncharacterized. The record is from RefSeq and is a predicted model, not a curated record. Lineage: Eukaryota; Fungi; Ascomycota; Eurotiomycetes; Eurotiales; Aspergillaceae. The transcript is spliced from 9 exons. The coding region runs from base 88 to 3243 and encodes 1051 amino acids.